UUUAAAAAAGUGAAAAAUAUUGAAAUUUAUUUAAAGAAAAACAUUAAUUUAUUUAGAAGAAUCACUAUAAAAAUCUUAUAAAUUCUUCUUUUGUUUUUUGAUUAAACAAAAAUUUUCAAAAUUCCUUUCACCAUGGAAACGUUUUACGAAGCCGAUCUAAAGGAUAUAUGGGACUCGGAUUUAGAUCCGACCGAUUCAUUGAAAUUGUCAACUGAUAGUGAUAUGCACGAUUGGUUUUUAGAACGAGAUGUCAAAGAUGCUGCUGUUAUACUCAAUGACAAAUUAAUAUCGGAUGCUCUAUUGAAUGGCACACUACCAAUUAAAUCGGAACACUCCUACAGUCUUAACAGCGAUGGAGAUUCUCUGCCAGAUUCACCACACAGUCUCCAUACUAAAAUGGAUGACAUGGAAGAUGAAUGUUAUCCCGCCAUUUCUCUUAAAACUGCUACCAGCAAUAUUAGGUCUCUUAGCACCGCCACCAUAGAUCCUAGAUGUCUAACAAUCACCACCUGCUCACCCAUGGCCACUACUAUGUCGAUGGCCUCCUCCACAGCAAGUAUAUCGGGUUUGAAUUUGCAUCCGUUGGUUUCGUCGGCAGCUUCCACCAUAACCAGUCAAUCAAAUUCCAGCCUGUCCUCAAACAGUAGCCAUUCCUCAAAUUUAUAUGCUGGUCUGUGUAAAAUAGCCACCACCACACCCAUAACGCUCAAUUUGCGUCAAAUGGACACAUGUCAGAGUUUGAACUCCUCCACAGAUGCCAAAUUGUUGGUGAAACAACAACAGCAACCCGCCUUACAAACCACACACCAGCAAUUACAAUUGCAACAUCAGCAUCAACACCAGCAUCAGCAGCAACAACAAUAUCUACCUCAUGAUGAUUUAGCUAGUAUAAUGGAUGACUGUGCCUCAAGUGUUUCCUCCAGGGAGGGCAGUCAGUCGCCUGACAUUUGCUCAGAUAUAGAAAUCGAUGAAUCCUGCAUUAAAAAUGAGCCCAUGUCUCCCGACUCCAGCUGUCCUUCCAGUCCCGAGGCUGCUGAUCAGUCAGCCACUAACAACAACUCGAAUGGCACUCUUAGUCUAACCAUGGCCAAUAUGGCUGCUUUCACAAAUUCCGACCUUGUAUUCGAACACAAGGAUGGUUGCCUGCAACUAACACCCUCUUCACAAAGCCUGCUCAAGUCACAACCCUUUAUCUUAAGCUCAAGUGCCCACAAUGUUAUACUACCCAAAAUCACCAUUAAAUCCGAGGGUACCGUAACAAAUGCCGGUACAUUUGUGACCGCCAGUCCCUCCGUAACUAAAACAAAUACCACCUCCUAUGGUUUGCCCUUAACCCCGCCUUCUUCGCACUCCAGUGAUGGUUCCGAGGGCAAUCUCACGCCCGAGCAUAUGCUAUCACCACAAUCGCCUACCUCUUCUUCAAACGCCACCACUAACGCCGCCACCAUGGUCCACAAUGCGAGGUCUAGCUCACAACCAACCAGCGGUGUCCUGACAGUUACCUCCAUUAGGCGUAAUACCAACAGCUCUGCCUCGUCGACUACCUCCAGCACAAGCUCCAGCGUUAGCAUGGGACGUCAUGCCAGCGUUGGUGGAGGCUCUACCCGCCAGCCCAUACACACACCUUUGAUCAGCUCACAGCCAAAGGGUUCGACGGGAACUCUGCUUUUAACCGAGGAGGAGAAACGCACUUUAUUGGCUGAGGGUUAUCCCAUACCACAGAAGCUACCAUUAACCAAAGCCGAGGAAAAGUCACUGAAGAAGAUCAGAAGAAAAAUCAAAAAUAAGAUUUCCGCCCAAGAAAGUAGGCGUAAGAAAAAAGAAUAUAUGGAUCAAUUAGAACGCAAAGUUGACAUUUUAGUUAACGAAAACAAUGACUACAAGAAACGUGUCAAAAAUCUGGAAGAUUCCAAUGCCAACCUACUAAGUCAAUUGCACAAAUUACAGGCUUUGGUAAACAAACAAAACCUCAAGAAGUCCUAAACGACUCUAAACUAAAACUGAAAGGAGUAAACAACAACAGCAACAACUACAACAAAAUGUUGGUAAAAACAAACUAAGAAAAUUGUUCUCAUUACAUUCCCAAACUCCCUCCUCCUAAUCCUAACCACACUCUAAUAUUUUAUCUAUUAGAUUUAAGACAGGAAAUAUUUUAGAAAAAAAAACAUGGCGUUUGUUUUAAUGAAGAAGAAAAAAAACUGGAAUUUUGUUUUUUUUUUUUAGAAAAAAGAAACACAAAUAUUAUAUAGAUUUUACAAUGACAUACAUAUUUAUAUUUAUGAAAACCUACAUAUAUUUAUAUAUAUUUACAAGAAACAACAACAACUGCAAAGAAAUUCCAUGUUAUUUAUGUUGUAUAUACAUUAAGAGCUUAAAACCAAGAUAUUGUAAGUUACGCCCACAAACGCCCACCCGCCCUUUAUGCUAACUUUAACUUACUUUAAUUACAGAGGAAAAUUUCUAAACAAUUGUUUUCUCUCUCUCUCUUUAUACAAUAUAUUAAUUUUUAUAAAACUUUCUGUUUAUUACAAUAAUUUUUUUUUUUUUUUUCAAAUUUUAUCUAACUUAACAGUAGAAAUAGUAGAAGUUUGUUAAAACAGAAGUAAAGAAACUAGUAAAAAAAAAAUGUUAAGAUAUUGUUUGACUGCCUCGCUAUAUGCCAAUUAUAUAUUUGUCUAGAAAUUAAGUUCCACAGAAAAGAAAAGUCGUCGUCUAUAGAGAACAUAUUUUAAAAAAAAAAUUAAAGAAAAAGUUGAGGUUUUUUAUGAAAGUUAAAAAAAAAUAAAAAUAGAAAUGACGUUAUGUUUUAAUAAUGUUCUUUUUUUUGUUAGUUUUUUCUUUUAAAUAUUUUAUGUGUUAAUUAACAUGCUUUUGGGCAAAUUGGCUUAUGAUCUAAAUAAUAUGGUCCUUCCGUAAAUAAAAUACAUUCCCUGGUCGAAAAUAAUUUAACUACAUACAUACUUAGCUAGCUAAAUAGUUGCAAACGUUUUAAAUAAUUAAAUACAUAUAUAUUGUAAUUGUCUCUAUUAAUUGUAAGCAAGCCACAUUUAGUUAGUUUAAUUAGUUUUCUUUUUAUUUUAUUUUAUUUGUAGUUAAACAAACAAUGAGAAAUCUUCUCCGAGCCACUUUAAAAUAUUUUGUUUUAUUUUAAUUCAAUUUUGUAUUAGGUAUUUUUUUAAUAUUAUUAGAGUGUUUUAAAACAAUUCUUUUAAUUUACAUAAUUUAACUAAUUUCGUUUUUUUUUUUCAAUUCAUAUAAAGAACAGCUGAGAUGUUAAGAAAGAUGUUGAAAGUGAGUGAAAAUUUAGUUCCACUCUGAACUAGAUAUGGAUUUAAAAGGAGUUAGGUUAUUUUUAAGAAGUUUGGAAUAAAAAUAAAUAAUUGGUUACCAAUCGAAGGCUAAACUUCAGAUGUCCCUUCAAUUUCAUAAUUGUAUAAGUCAAAGUCUUGAAUUCCCGAAUUUAUAUAGUCACCCCUAUCGCGAAUCAGUAUUCCACAUGAAAUAUGUUCCCUUUUCCUUUUUUCGUUCAUCAACUUUGUUCACGUGAAAAAAUUCCACAUGUUGUGGAAUUUUUAGAUGGAAUUUUGUAAACAAUAAACAGCUGUUACGAACAAAAUCAACUAUUGUGAAUGAAAAGUUCAUGGGGAAUUUCACGAUAGCAAUUUUCCCUUUGAGGGAAAUGGAUAUUUCAUGGGAACAAAAUUUCACAUGUUAUUGACGAUAGGGAUGAGUAUUUUAUGCAUUUGAGUAGCCCCUUCCGGUCUAGAAAACGUUGACCUCUGAAUUUAGUUUUUGAUGGAGAGGAAUAAAAAGGAGUGAGAUUAUGUCAAACUAGCAGUGCUCCUUUAAAGCAUCAUUUCCUCUGCAUUGUAUUACUCGCUGUGUCACAUAAUUAGCUUAUUUAGAGAUGGAAGUUUCCGGUUCGUUCUUCUUUCUAUUUGAUUGUCCUCAGAGUCUCCUUCCUCGAGUUUAGGAACACUAGAAACACUAAUACUUAAGGAAGUCUUUAUAUUUUUGGUAUUACAAUGUUAUAAACUGUGUUCUGUGGGUAAUUACUCAGGAACUUACAGUUUUUGGUGUUCUAAGAGCCCCGAAAUCAAAGGUUUUCGAAAUUCACAUCUCUUUUUGAUGUUCUCGUUCCUCGUUUGUUACUUCGAACGAGGAAACUCCAAAAACAUGAUUUUUUAUAAUAAAAAUAAGUCAUUGUUGUUGAGAAUAACAAGAAGAUAAGUUGCAAAUCCACCAUCCAGCUCCAGUGGAAGACUCAAAACCAGGAUAUUUUGAUGUUUGGGAAUAAAGAGCGAACAAAAACUCACAAAAUCCGGAUUUUGCUAAAUUCAGACCUCUGGCCAAUUUAGUACAGCUUUUGCAUCAUUUUGAAACUAUUUUCGAAUCAUUUUUCCAAAUUUAAAACUGGGAAUUUCUAAAAACAUAAAUUUUUUGAUAAGCGAGAGUAAAAAGAAGACAGGGAGUGUCAAAUUCAUCGUAAAGUCCUGGAAGCUGACUCAACACAUCGAUAUGUUUUGUGUAGUGCGAUCUAGAAGUCCCAUCAUCCGGAAUAUCGCAAAAUCUAUAAUUCUGGAGAGUCCCAAAGACGUUUAGUGCAACUUUUCUGGGAAUUUGAAACAGAAAUUUUGAUAUGGGAGAGUAAAAAGAAGUCAGUGAGUGCCAGAUACUUCGUUAAGUCCUGGAGACUGACUCAACACAUCGAUAUUUUUUGUGUAGUGCGAACAAUGUGGGUCGAUUGUUCAGGAGUUGAGGAUUUUGAGCGAUCUAGAAGUCCCAUCAUCCGGAAUAUCGCAAAAUCUAUAAUUUUGGAGAGUCCUAAAGACGUUUAGUGCAACUUUUCUGGGAAUUUGAAACAAUUUUCGAAACACUGUUUCCAAUCCGAAAAGGAAACUUCUAAAAUCAUGAGAUUUUUUGAUAUGGAAGAGUAAAAAAAAGUCAUUGAGUGCCAAUUUUCCAAACCCUUGUCCUUUACGAAGAAGGAAACUCCAAAAACGUGAAGCGUGAAUGUAAAAAAGAAGAUAUUGAGUGGGAAAUAUAUAAUGAAUGACUCAACAAUUGGAUUGGCAGAAUUUUAAGCAGCUUUAACUCUACUUUGUUUAGAUCUCUGACAUUUUCAAAGUCUUCGCGACCAUUAGAUUGGAAUGCCUUCUAAGCGAUCAUGUUUUAUGGAUCUUGUCUGGUCUUAAAAUAUGCCUACAGUCAUCUGCAGUUUAGUUUGGAAUCCAAAUGCCUACAAUUAGAUUCACCUUUCUUCUAAACAAAUCCAUUCCCCAGUUAUUGCUACUAUUUUUAUCAUCCACUUUCUUCAAUUUUCAAAGUUUAACAUCUACCUUUCGGGACCUAGAUUUCAGUAAGUUAUCGUUUAUUAUUAAUUUAAUUCAGACCAAAAACUCCUAAGAGUUUAAAAGGUUUUAAUGCCUAUGAGGCUUAAAUAAUAACAAACCACCGGAAACUUUAAAUAUAUAUUGUGUGUAAGAAGGGAAAAUAUAAACGAUAAUUUCAAAACUGAUAUUAAAGCUGUUCUUUCAACAUGAAUAAAUUUCCCAAUUUCUUUCAAAUACAUAAUAAAAUAUCAAAUAAAAUACAUAAAUUAAAUAAAUUAAAUAACUAAUUGUUAAGUUUUUCCAAUAGUUGUACUAUAUUUAAAUGUAAAAUUUUAGUUUUCUCUAUUUUUUUCUUUUUUUUUGUAAUUAGCAACUUAAGUUACAGCAUGUUGAUUUAUUUUAAUUAAAAAAUAAGAAUUUAUUACAUUUAAUCAAACACACACACACACACAAAUAUACAACAAAUUUUUAAUGAAACACCAGGAAUUGUAACAUGAAUGAUGAAUUAAUUAUAAAGAAUGAAUGAUGAAAUUUGUUUUGUUAAAUAGUCCAAUUUUUAAUAAAAUUUUACUAAAUAAGAUAAUUUUUGCUGUUAAUAAUGAUAUUGAUACUAAUUAUAUAAAAAAAAAUUAUAAUAUUAUUUAAUAAGUUUUGAUCCCCAAAAAAAUAAAAAUAUUAUAAUUUUUGUCCCGCUUUAAACAAAACAAAAACAAAAAAUGUUACAUACGCAUAAACGUUUUAAAUGCAGUCGAAAGAGUCAUAUUUUUUUAAGUUUUAUUACUUUUUAUUAUUUUUGUGAACUUUUAGAAGAAUUUAUAUUAAAUUAUUAAAAUAAUUUGUUUUAUGUUUUGCCUAAGCAAACGCAUAAUAAUGUGUAAAUGAAAAGCGGAAGUUUUAAUUUCUUCCAUAGAUUUAAAAAAAAAAUCAUUAAAAACUUUAGCUAUACUUUUGUUUGGUCAGACCAUUUCUAAACCAAUUUUCUUUACUUUUUGAUAUUUUUCUUGGUAAUUUAAUGUUUAAAUUAAUUUGUUUACCACACACACACAACUUUAUGUGCAAUGUCUUAGUUAAAUUUUAUUUUAUUAAUGUAUUUUAUUAAUGCUUGAUUUUAUUGGUUUUUAAAAUUGUUUUUUUUUUCACUUGUUUUUCUAAAAACGAGGCGCAAUAUUUUUUAUAAAAAUUAUUACUUAAUAAUAUUAUUUGCAAAUAAAACCUAUUUUUUAUUGUAUUUUUAUAUGUAUGUAUAUUUAUUUGAAUAAAUACACAAUGUUGCAUUAUUUAAGCAUAAAACGAAAUGGAGUAUCUAACUAAUGAAACGAAUUAAACUAUUAAUUAUUAAACAAACAAACAGAAAAAAAAUCAAAAUUAUGUAAAUACCACAAAAAAAUAGAAAACUUAAAUAUAUACGAAAAAACAAAAAAAUAUUUUCAGAAUAAAUUGUAAUUUAUAACAAACAAAAAACGGAAGUAUAUACACAAAACUUACCUAUGACAACAACAACAAAAAAAGUACUAUAUAUACAAAUAUUAUUUUUUUCAAAAUAAAGUGCAAUUCAAAAAUUA
This is a messenger RNA of Calliphora vicina (urban bluebottle blowfly), 6895 nucleotides long. It is a transcript of the gene CrebA, whose product is annotated as Cyclic-AMP response element binding protein A. Gene Ontology annotation, molecular function: DNA-binding transcription factor activity, RNA polymerase II-specific; cAMP response element binding. Gene Ontology annotation, biological process: regulation of transcription by RNA polymerase II. The record is from RefSeq and is a predicted model, not a curated record. The transcript is spliced from 6 exons. The coding region runs from base 133 to 1983 and encodes 616 amino acids. NCBI's taxonomy places the organism in Eukaryota, Metazoa, Arthropoda, Insecta, Diptera, Calliphoridae.